AUUUUCUUAUUUUAUUUUCCUACAGAUUUGGUUGCGCAGUCGGAGAAACUGACACUCGGUUUAGUCUGGACUUUGAUCAGACAUUAUCAUAUCGCUGGUAACUUCCACGAGGAGGAAACUAAAAGCAAGGGUACUGACAAGGAGAAAUUGUUGAAGCGAUGUAAUGCAAUUCUCGAGCAUCGCGGUAGUCAACCUAUCAGGAACUUCAAAGCCGACGUGUCCUCAGAGCUGUUCCAGUGUCUGCUGCAACAUUUGCAAGACGCCCACCAGACCAGCAAGACCACAUCAAACAAAUCGCUUUCAGAACUCGAUCAAUUCGAAACUAUAUUCGCAAAAGCCGAGAAAGAUUUCCAGAUCCCCUCUCUUCUCGAUGCUGAGGAUUAG
Messenger RNA from Sphaeroforma arctica JP610, 384 nucleotides. RefSeq lists its product as hypothetical. The record is from RefSeq and is a predicted model, not a curated record. Lineage: Eukaryota; Ichthyosporea; Ichthyophonida. The transcript has 2 exons. The annotation marks the transcript as partial.